Messenger RNA from Symbiodinium natans, 759 nucleotides. The record is from the annotation of a GenBank genome assembly. Lineage: Eukaryota; Dinophyceae; Suessiales; Symbiodiniaceae.
AUGUCCAUGAAUGGGAAGGUCGUUAAAAUCACCAACUACGAAAACAGCACCCAGCGCUAUAUCGUGAAGCUGCCGGACGGCUCCGCGCGCAAAGUUGAGGCAUCCAAGCUGCAGUGGACCGACGAGGCACCACGUCCGCGACUGACUGUGUGCAAUGCCUACAAGCAUCACCAGCAGUUGAAGGUGGUCUUGAACAGCGAGACUGGUGAUUCAAAGGUGCUGUCUAUGUUGGACUUCAAAAACUGCGAAGACUUCGAGGAGCUGUCCUUCGACAAGGGCAGCGUGUUGUUGCUGUUGGGCUCGCUGCAGGUUGCCAAAGUGCCCUUCGAUCUCAGCGUGCUUGGAAAGAACCGCGGGACAGAGCUGACGGCCAUGGGUGCCAUGGGUCGAGUUGCUCCAUCUUCAGAAAAUGCCGGAGGUUCGUCAAGCUUUAUCACAUCAGACCGUGGCAAAUUUCAGCCUGCAUGCCAGGUGCGGGUGCUCCAAAACAUCGUUGAGUUGGAUGACGGAGGGGCCUACUAUGUGCAUCUGGUCAACGCUCACGUCGGAUCAAGGUCGGUGCAACUUGCCGUUCAGCGUGGGCCUGUCACCAAGGUCUUGCCCAUGGACAAGUCGUACCGCCUGGAGCGUGUUGAAGAUAUGUCCUUAACACUAACCGACGGCCAGAGACGCAUGCGUCUGGCAUUCAAGCCGCAGAAGUCGCGCACAUACUGUGCUAUUCUGACAGGCAGGCUGGCAACACAUCUCUUUCCUACUUGA